Molecule: messenger RNA, 1449 nt
Organism: Prorocentrum cordatum
Lineage: Eukaryota; Dinophyceae; Prorocentrales; Prorocentraceae
Source: the annotation of a GenBank genome assembly
AUGGGUAAGCAGCAGCCUGGAGCACAGCAGAACAAGCGCGGGAAGCCAGCCGCGUCUCCGAGUUCGUCUUUGAUGGCCCCGUCAGCAGCGCCUCCCGUCGAGCUCCCCGAGCCAGUGACGCCCCGUCCUGCGUCCAAGGACCGCGCGGCGCAGAGCGUCGCGAAGACCGAGGCCCUCGUCUUCAGUCGGCCGAAGAAGUCGGGGCCAACUAAGGAGGAUCGCCCCCGUGUCGAGCUCACGGCCUUUACCGAUUCUAACAAGAGGGCCCACAUCUGGACGACAGCAAAACCAGAUGAGUUUGCCGCAAUGGAGCGCCUUUACGUAGCCAUGCAGAAGAAGCCGAUGACGAAGGCACAGGCGCUCCAGCUUCGCGAUUCUUUUCUUGGGAAGGCUGGCGCGGCCCUCAAGCGCCCAGCAGCGGCAGCGACAGAUCCCAGUGACAGGGCCGAUGCUAAGAAGGAGAUGUGGCAGAUUGCGGCUGCUGGUAGCGCCGCCGCAAAGACGGCUCCAGCCACGUUCGAGGAGUCGGAGGAGGCCGCGCUUGCCAUUCGCAAGGAGGGCGAGCCCGACCAGCGGCAGACGUCGCUUGCCCAGCGCCACGUCUUCAAGAGCAGCAGGGAGAGCAUCGACCCUGAGGACCUCAAGAAGUAUGACUGGUACAAGUCGACGGCGUGCAACAUCAAGGGCAAGGAGCGCUUGGCCAACGAGAUCAUCAACGCGUACGUGCCGCGGGACGCGGGCUACGGGUCCACCAUCGAGCCAGACCAGCGCGCCCUGACGCGCGUGAACACUCGGGAGCACAAGAACAUCAUGAUCGCGACGGUCUUCAACGGCAGCAGGGCGGCUUUUGAAGAGGCCAAGGAUGACGGAGACGUCUGGGCGGAUCCCGAGGACGACACCCGCUACCAGUACGACCAGAAGAUCAAGAAUAACACCGACACAAGGAGCGAGAAGAAGACGGCCACGGUGGUUCUCAACCCCAAGGACAAGAAGGAGUUCAUGGGCGCCAUUGCCAACAUGAUGGAGGACAUGGAGCGGCCCGAGUGGAUGAACUUGGAGGUAAAGAACAAGAAGGAGAGGAAGGCCAUCAAAGACGACUGCGCUGACGACACGGACAUGAUGCUAUUGCAGAAUUGCAACGACAGCUUCACGAGCGUGACCCUCGACUUGCAGAGGAUGGCCCCUCAGGUGUGCCGCAUCACCACGACCGAGGUGAUCAGGCGCAUCGCGCAGGAGAGCCUCGACCUCCUCAAGAAAGCGGCGGGGCCGUCCGAGAAGAUUCAGAAGUUGCUGAUGACGGACCCUAACUCCGUGCGCAAGCUCGAGGCCGAGGACGCCCUCAUCGCAGCAGGCAAGAUCUACGAGCAGCUGGCCGAGCUCCACACGCAGCUCAGGGCCAUCGUCAACAACGAUAAGAAGAAGCAGAAGGCCUCCCUCAAGGCCAAGUGA